Messenger RNA from Schistosoma turkestanicum, 298 nucleotides. The record is from the annotation of a GenBank genome assembly. NCBI's taxonomy places the organism in Eukaryota, Metazoa, Platyhelminthes, Trematoda, Strigeidida, Schistosomatidae.
ACUACCACUACUAACCAUCAAUCGUCUGAAGACAACCUUUCAUUGUUUGCAUUCAAAGAGGAUUGGGGUGAAGGCAAUGAAGGAUCAUAUAAACCCAAACUUUGUGUACUUGAUCUUACUACUGAAUCUGUUACUAUUGCUCCAAUCGAUGAAAAUAAGUAUAAUCUAGCUUCCACUGAACCGUCAUGGAGUCCAGAUGAUAAUGGGAUUGUAUUUGUUGGUUAUCCUUUGCAAGCUUAUAAUCUUGGAUUAAUCUAUUGUAUUCAACGUCCAUCUCAACUUUAUUUUUGGGAUAUAA